AUGAGUUCCAGAUAUGAUGAUGUCCAUCAUUUGAGGGACAAAAGCUCAGCCGGUUUUCAUCCGAAUCGAGGGAAGAUGUCUCGUGGACUGUGUCAACCUGAACGUCGUAGUAAGGCCAAACGGCUGCAGUACAACGAGAUUCAGCCACCGUCUUCUAGUGGGAUCAACCUACGAAUCUCUUCUUCGUGCACCUUCAUACGAAAUAAAGGUCUUCCCAACAAUGUUAUCUCAGGAAAUUUAUCGAAACCCAGUUACCCAUUGUGUCUACAAGGACAUCUAGUCAACAACAGGAAGAGACAUCACGAAAAAGAGGAUUAUACAGGGCGAAGGGAAGCCAAGGAGAGGCGAUUGCAGUGUAAGUCAAAAUCGGAAUCUGACUGGCGCGGGUCCACCUGUGGUAAAGUAAAUUGA
Messenger RNA from Protopolystoma xenopodis, 411 nucleotides. Lineage: Eukaryota; Metazoa; Platyhelminthes; Monogenea; Polystomatidea; Polystomatidae. The record is from the annotation of a GenBank genome assembly.